CACGUCUUGCUUUUGCAAUGGUCAGAAAAUAAAAGAUACAACAAUGAAGGAGAAGGAUAUGCCGGCACAACCCGAGUCAUUCAUCACCAUCACCAACUCGUUUACAUCCCUUCUCAAGUUCUCAUUUCUCAAUCAUUGUUAAGCAAAGAAACCACGAAAAAGUUACGAUCAAAGUAAAUUUUAUUGAUAGAAGUUACACUAGAUAAGAUGAGCGUAAUACAAAUACUUUUCCGGGUUGAUGAAAUCUGCAAAAAAUAUGAAAAAUACGACGUUGACAAGCAAAGGGAGCGUAAUGGCACCGGUGACGACGCCUUCACUCGUCUCUACGACACCGUCGAAUCCGAGAUCGAGGGAGCAAUUCGUAAAUCUGAGGCUGUGGCAAUGGAGUCAAACAGGGCGAAGGCGGUAGCGAUGAACGCGGAAAUAAGGCGGACGAAGGCGAGGUUAUUAGAAGAGGUGGCCAAGCUGCAAAAAUUGGCUUACAAGAAGGUGAAGGGGCUCUCAAAGGAGGACAUGGUCGCUCGUGGUGAUUUGGCUCUUGCAUUAGGAGAAAGAAUUCAAGCAGUCCCAGACGGAGGAAACAAUGCCAAAAAUGAAGGAUGGGCCAGUUCAAGCAAUACCAAUAAUAUUAAGUUUGACUUUCAAGGAGAUGCACACUUAAGCGAUGGGUUUUUCCAAGAAUCGGAGCAAUCAAGUAAUUUUAGACAAGAGUAUGAGAUGAGAAAAUUGAAACAGGAUGAAGGUCUAGAUGUCAUAUCGGACGGAUUGGAGACAUUGAAGAAUUUGGCGCACGACAUGAACGAGGAACUCGAUAGACAAGUACCCUUGGUCGAUGAAAUUGACACAAAGGUUGACAAGGCCACGUCUGAUAUAAGGAAUAACAAUGUCAGGCUCAAACAAACACUUCAUCAGAUUCGAUCGAGUCGCAACUUUUGCAUUGACAUCAUCUUGUUGUGUGUCAUUCUGGGCAUUGCGGCUUAUCUAUACAAGUAAGCUUUUAUAUAUAGACUUUUCUUAUGACUACAAAACUAAUAAUUUGGAAUAGAAGCAGAUUACCCCUGGUUAAUUGUAUUGAAAAUCAUGCAUAAUACAUUAAGAAUGCUAAUACAAAUCACAUUUAAUAAUCAUGCAAUCUUGGAUGGAUGAAUCGGACUAAUGUUUAGAUGCAGUGUGUAGAAUUUAAGGACUUAAAAAUCGAGAGAGAUAAAAGAUUAUUCUUUGUAGAUCCAAACUCGAAUUUACCUCUUCUUUGCUAAAAAAAAUGACACAUUGUCAAAAGUCUUUCAGUUUGUUUGGUAUUAUUUUUUUUUAUAGUAAAGAAAGGAAAAAGAAAGGAAGAGAAAGGAAAAGAAAGAAAAAAAGAAUACUUCUUGA
Molecule: messenger RNA, 1374 nt
Organism: Beta vulgaris subsp. vulgaris (sugar beet)
Lineage: Eukaryota; Viridiplantae; Streptophyta; Magnoliopsida; Caryophyllales; Amaranthaceae
Product: syntaxin-71
Exons: 8
Coding region: 208-993 (261 amino acids)
Biological process (GO): vesicle fusion; intracellular protein transport
Cellular component (GO): SNARE complex; membrane; endomembrane system
Molecular function (GO): SNARE binding; SNAP receptor activity
Source: RefSeq, a predicted model, not a curated record